Molecule: messenger RNA, 3369 nt
Organism: Mollisia scopiformis
Lineage: Eukaryota; Fungi; Ascomycota; Leotiomycetes; Helotiales; Mollisiaceae
Product: WD40 repeat-like protein
Exons: 3
Coding region: 93-3338 (1081 amino acids)
Molecular function (GO): protein binding
Source: RefSeq, a predicted model, not a curated record
GAGAGGGGCUGGUCUGACCCCGAGGAUUUUACGAGAUAUCCCAGGAUAUUCAAAGUCAACCACAAAGAAACACGCUCAACACAACAUACAUCAUGGAUCCUCCGACUCGAUCUCAAGUCAAGCGCCGCGCUGUCUCAGCUCAACAUGUUGGUAACAACCUGUCCGCAAACCGCAUGUCAGAUGAAUCUCCGAGUACCUUCACCUCGAAGUCAAAAUAUGGACAGCUUGCUGUUGACGGACAACCUCUUCGGUCCAGAAAUCAAAUGGUCUCGGUAGGAUGGGUUGAAGGGGACAAUUCAGUGUCCAGAAGGACGUCUAGUCUACAAUUCGAGCUCGCCGAAUGUGUCGAGACCAAGACUAUCACCACAACCACAACAACUAAGCGAUCAUACCCCCCUCUUCUCAUCCGACAAGACCUAGAUAAAUUGGAUCCCAAAGAGUAUCCUUUGGCUCUUCAACAACCUCCGCCUGAACUCCUCAACUUCUCCUAUGAGAUUGAUGAUUCAUCUGCAGGUCAAAGUGAGGAUAGCACCGCCAAAUUGAACUUUCCAGCAUCCAUGAUUCUCGAUGAUAUAUCUCCCAAAGAAUUCGACGAUCAAGACAACCUUGAGACCUUGAAAACAUACAAGAAUUUCUCGGCCAACACCUCCGGCCAACAACUAUCAGAACGACUUAGCCAAAAGCUAGAUAUGGUUAAUCAGAGAAGAUCAGUGAAAACCGCUUCAGAAAUACGCUUCAAGACUCGAAGAGCACAAAAGACGAUGAAGCAAGAGCCCAGAGAUAGCGAGGAACUCGAAUCUCCGAGAGAAAAUCACCGACGCCGUCACGGCUUGGGAAUGCACCUUUCACACAAUCCUACGUUUCCUGCAACACCAGACAUGUCGGAAGUAGACGUCUCCAAUGAUCGUACCCAGCCAUCGACCAAAUCAUUUUUCGACAGUGCAUACACACCACACUCAGGCUUGAGUCAGAACGACUCAUUCGAAGAUGUCCCGAGCCCGCCAGAGUUUCCGAACCAGGAAGCUUUCACAAAUGCCGUUGCUACACCUCCGAUUGCAGAAUCCGAUCUAGAACCAUUAGAGGAUACUACUUCGUAUACAUUGGCUUCUGGACAACGACCUACGGUCAAUACUGCUGCCGCGCAGAAUGCAAGCUUACCCAGUCCUGGUCUAUCUCCUACUUUCUCCUCUGCCAAUAUUCCCCACGAUCUUUUCACUCGAGCUGAUGCUAUCAGAGAGGAUGGCACAGCAUCAGCCGCUAGUCCUGCCACUCAAAUUGGCGAUAGUCAGGAGACUUCUGAUGGCGAUGACUUAGAUCUAUCAGAAUCUCAAGCCUUGCGUCCGUUUCAGCAAAGCUCUCGUGGUCAUCCGACUAUGUUAGAUGCCCAAUCGAUGCUUGAGACUUUCGAUGCAAUGCCAAACGAUAUGAAGACUCUAAUGAUGUAUCAACUGCUUCGGCGCUGCUCGAGGAAAACCCUACACGUUAUCGCGGAUGUUGUCAACCCUGCUUUGAAAUGUGAUUUCCUUGAUCAGUUGCCCACUGAACUUAGCUUGCACAUUCUUACCUUCCUCGAUCACAAGGAUCUAUGUCGUGCUGCACAAGUUUCAAAGCGCUGGAGAAAUAUUAUUGAUUCUAAUGAGACAGGCUGGAAGGAGCUGUUUGAUAGGGAUGGAUUCAUCCUACCGCAAGGGGAGCUCGAUAAAGCUAUUCAACAGGGCUGGGGUUGGCAGGAUCCUCAUGGACCGGAUGGAGCUGAGAGGGAUCUCAGCGUGCCUCCAGAACCAUCAUCGUUAGAUACUGUUGCUCUUGCUGCGCAUCUCAAGAUUGAGGCUGGACCGUCUCGAAAAGGCCGCGCUCCGACCAAGAGGAAGCGCGCCCCUGGUGGUUCAGGAGCUGAUCGAGCCAAGCGCAGGUCCGUAGGCCACGAGUUUGCCGACAAAGCCCAAGGCAUGGUCGCAAAAUAUCCGACUAUGCCCAAAUUCUCCAAAUCCGAAGGGCCUUUGAGUUCUGCAAGCGCUGCUGCUGCUGCGGUGCCAAACCCAGAAUUGGGUCUCCCUGGACUUCGGAAAUUGCAUCUCUACAAGUCGUUGUAUCGCCGCCAUUUUAUGCUUCAACAAAGUUGGAUGAGUGGCAAAGUAGCUCCUCAUCAUUUUGCAUUCCCAGCUCAUCCUGCACACGUUAUUACUUGUCUUCAAUUUGACGACGAUAAGAUUUUGACAGGUUCUGACGAUACACUUAUUCAUGUCUAUGACACAAAGACCGGUAAACUUAGGAAGAAGCUUGAAGGUCACGAAGGUGGUGUUUGGGCCCUUCAAUACGAAGGCAACGUACUGGUGUCUGGAUCCACCGACCGCUCUGUUCGAGUUUGGGAUAUCGAAAAGGGACUCUGCACACAAGUCUUCCAUGGCCACACGUCAACAGUACGAUGCCUUCAGAUUCUCAUGCCUGAAAUGACACGACGGACGGAGCAAGGUGUCCCGAUUAUGGUCCCAGAGAAACCAUUAAUCAUCACCGGAUCCAGAGACUCGCAACUGCGAGUAUGGAGACUGCCCUUAGGCGAGCAAGGCGACAAGCGCUACAGCUCGACAGGCCCACCUGCAAAUGAUACUGACUGCCCUUACUUCGUCCGCGUAUUGGCUGGCCAUCUGCAUUCCGUACGUGCUAUUGCUGCUCAUCAAGAUACAUUGGUCAGUGGCAGCUACGAUAACACUGUAAGAGUUUGGAAGAUUUCUACUGGAGAGACGAUUCAUCGACUUCAAGGACAUGCUAUGAAGGUUUACAGUGUAGUCCUUGACCACAAGCGCAAUCGAUGCAUCAGUGGCUCAAUGGACACUUAUGUCAAGAUCUGGUCGCUCGAGACUGGUGCCUGCUUGUUCACGCUCGAAGGCCAUUCAUCGCUUGUUGGAUUGUUGGACCUCAGUGACGAACGCCUCGUGUCUGCAGCAGCAGACUCAACGCUUAGAAUUUGGGAUCCAGAAAAUGGACAGUGCAAGAGCACACUGAGUGCCCAUACAGGCGCCAUCACAUGUUUUCAACAUGACAGUCAAAAAGUCAUCUCUGGGUCUGACAGAACUCUGAAGCUAUGGAAUAUCAAGACUGGAGAAUGCAUCAAGGAUCUUCUAACGGAUCUCAGCGGCGUUUGGCAAGUCAAAUUUGAUGAGCGCCGAUGUGUAGCUGCUGUUCAACGCGACAAUCUAACAUAUGUUGAGGUUCUUGAUUUUGGUGCUUCUCGGGACGGCGUUCCUGCAUGGAAGCGUGGUGCACGUCGACUCCUCGCUCCAGAUGCUGAUGCCGAACCGGACCUCACCAUCGUUGAAGAAGAAGUGUUAGACGACUGAAUAGCAACCUAAUCGUUCACCAAAAUUAAUG